AUGGACAGACGGCGUCUUUAUACGGAUGAGGAGGAGAGUGGUCCUUUGGCGGAGCUGCUGAGGCGCCACGGGCCAUUUACCUUCGAGGCGCCUCAAGAAUCGCAUGUAGGGACUGAGGAGGAGGAGAGUGGUCUCUUGGCGGAGCUGGUGAGGCUCCAGGGACAAGUUGAAGAGCCCAUUGUGGCAGCAGCCCUCGUGUGUCCGCCUACCCCACUUCUCAAGGUGCCUCGAGGCUCCAAUGGGAGCACUGGGCAGGCGCUGUUGAGGCGCCAGGGACAGCUUGAGGAGCUCGCCAUGGCGCCUUGCAUGCAGCGUCGGCUGAAUGUGAGUCCCCAGGAGCCCGUGCAUAUGGUGGUAGCAGGCGUUGGUGGUGAUGUCGCUACCAUUGAUAAGUUUGGUGCAGCAUCGGCCUCUCUGGUGCAACAGCAGCAAGUGGCGGUCAGAAGCUGGGUGGCACAGGCUGAGCUGGCAGGGCUGUCUCUGCCACCCGAUUUGAUCCAAGAAUCUGUGCAUGCCGCCCGUUACGCGCAGAUGCAGAUGCGGAUGGAGGAGCAAGGGGGGAUGGGCGAUUCUCGUGUGCAUGAGAUGCUUGAGUAUUCUCAAGGGCACGCUGAGGUGGAAAAACCAGCCCUGGCUUUCCCGGUGUGGCUGGAGGAGGGUAGGUGCUUAGUACAGGAGGGACAAGGGAUGAACAGCAUGGACCCUGCAUUGUCAGGCGGCCUUGCCGGGCCCGCCAGCGCCUGCCUUAACUCACACGACGAUGCAUCUCUUGCGGCCUCCCCAGCAUCACGCUUUGCUGUUGCAGCUGUUGCUGCUGCUGCCUGUCCGCUCCCUGCUUUCUUCACGCCCACCGCUCCUGGUGUUUGCUGCACGCCUGGCUGUGCUGGUGCUUGCUGUUCACCUGCUGCCACUCCUGGUGUGUACCAUGAGGGAGAAUGGGGUCACGCCGUGACAGUGCAAGAGCCUCCUGCCACGUGGACGUCCCUGAUUGGUUCGGAGAAGGUACUGCAGUGGUCGAAAGUGAGGGGAGUAUCGGACGAGAGGGAAGUGAUUAAGGCAGAAUGGGCGGUGAGAAAGGAAGAGACGGGAGUGAAAGAGGCAAAGCGGAAGGAGGGCGGGUGGGAAGGGGAGGACUGGCGACCGCGCAUUCGAGCACGAUUGGAUGGGCAGGCGGUGGGGCUGGGAUGCAUACAGGCCAGGAGCAUGAAGGAGAGGCACCGCCGCGAUCGCAUCCGGAGAGGCCUAGAGAAGCUUCGUAGGGUGCUACCCCCAUCUCUCACAAGAGCACAACUCGAUACAGCCACAAUGGUGGAGUCUGCCCUCUCUCACAUACGAGACCUACAGGUCCAAAUUGAAGCAUUGGAGAACUCGACAGGUGCUGCCGUCAAAACACCGAGAUGUGCAGCAGAGGAGGCAGCAUGUGGCUCAGCAACGCCCUAG
Molecule: messenger RNA, 1440 nt
Organism: Closterium sp. NIES-65
Lineage: Eukaryota; Viridiplantae; Streptophyta; Zygnematophyceae; Desmidiales; Closteriaceae
Source: the annotation of a GenBank genome assembly